AUGAGUACAGCCUUAUUUUGGUGGGGAUGUUGUAAUCGAUCAGUUAACCAAAUUAAAAAACCUUUGCACCGUUCUUCGGAUGAAACCGGUGUCACUACGGUACAAGCAAAUAGUGUAACACGAACAGCUAAAACAAUUCGUGAGGAUGCUCAAUCACCAGCGUUAUCAAAAUCGCAAUCAAUUCCUCGUACAUCGUCGGAAAAAUCGGUAGAAGCAACACAACCAGAAACCAUGAAAAUGAUUCAUCAA
Messenger RNA from Loa loa (African eye worm), 249 nucleotides. RefSeq lists its product as hypothetical. The record is from RefSeq and is a predicted model, not a curated record. The transcript has 2 exons. NCBI's taxonomy places the organism in Eukaryota, Metazoa, Nematoda, Chromadorea, Rhabditida, Onchocercidae. The annotation marks the transcript as partial.